AUGCAUAGUGUAUUUAUUAUGCUCAUAUACUUUUUACCAUAUAUUACAACUCAAAAUUCAACAGUAUUAUAUUCAAAAUAUCGAUGGCUACAACUGCCAGCAACUCCUAAACUUUCUCCUUAUCCUAUUGGUCAAUAUGCUGAGAUCAAUAAUAUUCUGAUAUGGUAUACAAUCUACGGUUCAGAUAAUGCUAUUCCUCUCCUUUUUCUUCAUGGUGGUUUUGCUAAUAGUGAUUAUUGGGGAUUACAAGUCGGAGAACUUAAAUCAUUGUAUCGAUGUAUAUUAAUGGAUUCUCGAGGGCAAGGUCGAAGUUUCACAUCAUCAACUAAUAUUACAUAUGAUUUGAUGACAUCUGAUGUUAUUGCUUUGUUAGAUUAUCUUAACAUUGAACGAGUACAUGUAGUUGGAUGGAGUGAUGGAGGCAUUAUUGGUCUCAACUUAGCGAUGAAUUAUCAGAAUAGAUUAAUCUCAUUGUUUGCAUUUGGAGCAAGUUAUGUUCCUACUGGUGCAAAAGAUAUUUUCACCUCGCCUGUUUUUAUGGCCUAUAUCGAACGUACUAAAGUUGAGUAUGAAGCAAUGAAUCCAGUCAAUGACUAUUCAAGUUUGUACAAUAAUUUGACAUCAAUGUGGGCUAUACUUCCAAACUGGACUCAACAAGAUUUUGAAAGAAUUGAUAAGAAUUUGCCCAUUUGGAUAGUAGAUGGUGACCACGAAGAAGCUAUCUUUCGAAGUCAACCAGAUGACAUGACUAGUUGGAUUCCACAAGCAAGUGAAUUGAUCUUACCGGGAACGGGCCAUUUUGCAUUUAUUCAGGAUCCUGUAGUUUUUACUGCAUUCGUGAAACAUUUUGAUCAAUAUAUCUUUAUAUCGGAUACUGACAAUCAUCGAGUGAUAAAAUCGAUUAAUGCUGCUUCAGAAGGUACAGUUGUAGCCGGUGGUCAAGGCAAAGGAAAUGAUCUUACGCAAUUGUCUUAUCCUCAAGCAGUGAUUGCUGAUUCGUCAGGUAUAAUUUAUGUGGCAGACGAAGAAAAUCAUCGAGUAAUGCGCUGGUUUCGUGGAGCGACUCAAGGCACUAUGAUUGCUGGUGGCAACGGUAAAGGUAUUCAAAUGAACCAAUUGAAUCAUCCUGCUGGUUUAUCUUUCGAUGGCCACGGCAAUCUUUACGUCGCCGAUUUUUACAAUCAUCGUAUUCAACACUUCGAUAUUGAGACCAAUUAA
Molecule: messenger RNA, 1218 nt
Organism: Rotaria sp. Silwood2
Lineage: Eukaryota; Metazoa; Rotifera; Eurotatoria; Philodinida; Philodinidae
Source: the annotation of a GenBank genome assembly